AUGACGAAAACUGAAAAGAAAAAGGAUAUCGAAAAUUCAAUGACGGAAACUGAAAAGAAAAAGGACAUCGAAAAUUCAAUGACGAAAACUGAAAAGAAAAAGGACAUCGAAAAUUCAAUGACGAAAACUGAAAAGAAAAAGGACAUCGAAAAUUCAAUGACGAAAACUGAAAAGAAAAAGGACAUCGAAAAUUCAAUGACGAAAACUGAAAAAAAUAAAAAGUCUGAAUCUAUAGGCAAAAUCUGGAACUCGAAUACUGGAGAAUGUUUGGGAAGAACUGGUUUGAGUUGGAUGAAAAUACUUAUAUUUUACAUUAUUUUCUUUACUUGCUUGAUUGCAUUUUGGGCAUGCAUUAUGUUCAUGUUUUUCAUGACUCUCGACCAUCAAGAGCCCAAAUACAAAAUGGAUGGAAGCAGAAUCGGUUCUAAUCCUGGCCUUGGAUGCAGACCAACUCCUCCUUACGAUGCAAUUCAUAGUACUGUGAUAUGGUUUAACGUGAGUCGCAAUGAAACGAUAGAAUAUUGGGUUUCAAAUUUAAAUAAAUUUCUUGAAGCGUACAAUCAGAGUAACUUGACCACCUGUUUAGGAAACGAAACUGCAACACCAGGAAAGGCUUGCCUCUUCCCUAUCCCUACUGGAAACCACAGCUGCACCUCAGAAAGGCAGUUUGGUUAUCCUGAAGGAAAACCUUGUGUCCUUAUAAAAUUGAACAAAAUUUACGGUUGGAUUCCUGUUCCUUAUGAAUCACCACCUGUAAAUCUGAGAAGGAAAUUAAAAAGUGCUUUCUUAAAGGGUAGGGUGUACGUAACUUGUGAAGGGGCGAAUCCAUCAGAUCAUGAUAACAUUGGAGAAGUUACUUACUACCCAAAUCAAGGCAUUUCAAUGUUAUAUUACCCGUUCGUCAAUCAGAAGAAUUACUUGUCACCUUUCGUGUUUGUUCAGUUUUUGGACAUCACCCGAGGAGGCCUUCUUGAGACUUAUGCUAAAGAUAAAAAAAAUAAACUUUCAUAUGAUAAAUUUUUUGUCUUCGAUUUGCUACUUCAACAUUGUUCAACAAUCAUUCACACAUCAGGCCCUGUAUCUAGUUAUUUUAUCCGUUCGCGAUACAUUUCUACUAUGCCGUACUGCUUUGAUAUCGGAACCCACCGCGCCUCUAGCAGCAAGACAAAGAAGUUAGUUGAAAGCAGAUGA
Messenger RNA from Argiope bruennichi, 1191 nucleotides. Its product is annotated as sodium/potassium-transporting ATPase subunit beta-like. Lineage: Eukaryota; Metazoa; Arthropoda; Arachnida; Araneae; Araneidae. The transcript has 4 exons. The coding region runs from base 1 to 1191 and encodes 396 amino acids. Gene Ontology annotation, molecular function: ATPase activator activity. The record is from RefSeq and is a predicted model, not a curated record. Gene Ontology annotation, cellular component: sodium:potassium-exchanging ATPase complex. Gene Ontology annotation, biological process: intracellular sodium ion homeostasis; sodium ion export across plasma membrane; intracellular potassium ion homeostasis.